Vitrella brassicaformis is the source of this 1521-nucleotide messenger RNA. The record is from the annotation of a GenBank genome assembly. Lineage: Eukaryota; Vitrellaceae.
CAGUACGAGAUGACGCAUAAGACAGCUGAAUCGUAUGGUGCUCGUGCAUCCCUCGACUGGUGUGUGCGGCGACUGUAUCAGCAUCCUGUCCAGCCGGCUGUGGUCGACACGCCUGAGCCGUGAAGACACAUACAUAGCACACGCUCUUGUGUCAUGACGAUUGAUGCUUAAACAGAGUGAUGCCGCCUCAUCUGUCGAGUACACGGCGAAUACUGUUGGUGGUCGCGUGAGUCGUCUUAUUGAAGUGGCCGAAGAGGGUCCUCUUGAUGAACGACGACACAGACGCGAAGUCGGCGGCAGCCCGCAGCCUCCAGCCCUCGGCGUGGGAAUAUUCGAUGCGGCUGCGGACAGGUGGGUCGUGCUGCUGUCGGUGCCGCUGGUAGUAGUGGCCAGCACGCGGGUCGAUCUCGAUCUCGAAGCCGUCCUCGUCCCUGAUGGCCCGCAGUGUCUUCCCGUGGUCGAACAGCUGAAAGGUCACGCCGUUGGUGCCGAAGUCGAUGUGGCGGCCGACCAUCAUCCGAUGAGCCAACACACGCGGGGUGGCCAGAUACACCUGCAGACACACAACACAUGAACACAUUCACACACCGAUUCGUAGACAUUUUCUCUUCUCCCUCCAUCUCUCCCAGUUGGCUUGCCGUCUUGUUUAGAAACUUGUGCAGAUCGGUUGCAGUGAGCCUCACAGGCAGCUGACAGUAGCCACACUGCGCCGCCAGCGCAAUCGCCUCCCUCAUCUCCUCCCAGCCGCCCGCCUCCGUCACGCACACCGCCGCCAGCAGGUCAGCCACACCCAUCUGCUGAUCGUCGAACACCAGCAGCUGCACUGCCUGCCCGUUGACCACCGGUCGCAGCCCCGCCUCUGUGCUGAGCGAAUGAUUGAGCCGCUGCCGCAGCUGAGCCGCUCUGAAGAGCUCUCUCAGCCAUCUGCAAACUGCCCUCAGCCGCAGUAUGUCAGUGAGGCUGAGCAAAAAGUAGGUGCGCCGACCGACGAAGAUGUGCGUGAAGGGAUGCUGAUGUGUGUGCUGCAUGGACGGCCCCUCGGCGUGAGCAUAAGAAGGCGGAGAUCUGCUCCUCGCCUCCAAUCCGUUUCCUGUAAACGCAGCAGCGGUUUAGAACUGUUGGAGUUGUUGUGUGGAUAGCAGAGUCCCACAGAUCACGAGCGUUGAUAAAAGAGCGGCAGAGAGGUCCAACAUAAACAAGCAGGCAGGCAAACACGAAGGCGAACACGAAAAGGCACGUGGCCUUGGCGAACUGGGCUAUCGGCGACCCACGAUGACAUGCAGGCUGGCUGGGCUUAUCGGCGACCCACUUACAUGAAGGCAGAGGCAGGAAACAGGCAGCAAAGUCAGUGAACGCUCAAGUGUGCCAAAACAGUAGGUAGAGCGUUAUGACUCGUAAAACACAUGGCAAAUCCCAACACCCCUCCUCACGUCUUGCAGGCUACUGCGAGACGUGGACCACACAGAAGCUAAUUACUUGUACGCAGUAUGUAAAUGUAUGCAGGUAAACCGACGCCAAAAG